GAGAGAGCGACAGACCAGGAGGAGAGUGGAAUGAGAGAGCAGCACAUUGUUCACACUCCACUCAAGACACUGAUCUGCGUUUAAACCAGGGAAAAACAACAAGGGAACACAUUUAAGAUAACGAGUUUGAUUACUUUGGCAGAAUGUCAGCUUACAACUGCUCUUUUGAUCUAAUGGCUGAAAAAGAUGGCUGGCUUUGUCCUCCUGGGGAAAAGUGUGUCAAUUUGUCCUCUGGCAUAAACAGAAGCCACAUUGAUCUGGAUGAUGCAUGUCUGACAGAGGAAGAGUACCUGGAGAAAUAUCUGGGGCCUCGUCGAUCAUCUGUGUUCCUUCCCAUCUGCCACAUCUACUUGGUCAUCUUCCUGGUAGGUAUGGUGGGGAAUGUGCUGACAUGCACUGUCAUUGCACGCAACAAAGUGAUGUGGACGCCAACAAACUACUACUUGUUCAGCCUGGCGGUGUCAGACCUGCUGGUGCUGUUGCUCGGCAUGCCAUUAGAGCUGUAUGAGCUGUGGCAGAACUACCCCUUCCUCCUGGGGAAGGGCGGCUGCUACUUCAAAACGUUUAUAUUCGAGACUGUUUGCUUGGCGUCUAUCCUCAACGUGACAGCGCUGAGCGUGGAGCGCUACAUUGCUGUGGUUCACCCGCUACGAGCAAAGUACGUUGUAACACGCACCCAUGCCAAGCGGGUCAUACUUACAGUGUGGGGUGUGUCGGUGUUGUGUGCUUUGCCGAACACAAGUCUGCAUGGGAUCACCGUCCUUCACAGUCGCUCUACUAGCCCUGCUGGUAACAUAACCGUGGAGAUCCCUGACUCAGUGAUCUGUACGUUGGUAAAACCGCGCUGGAUUUACAACCUGACCAUCCAGGUGACCACCUUGCUAUUUUUCAUGCUGCCCAUGCUCACCAUCAGCGCUCUCUACAUGCUUAUCGGGUUGCAGCUGAAGCGAGAGAAGAUGCGUCAGACACUGGAGGCGAAGACGGGCUUUGGACAGGACAGCUUCUGUAGCGUCAGAUCACAGCAGCAGAAGGCACGUCGCCGGCAGGUCACUAAAAUGUUGUUCGUUUUAGUGGUGGUAUUUGGGAUCUGCUGGGCCCCGUUUCACACUGACCGUCUCAUGUGGAGUUUUAUCAUUGACUGGACUGACUACCACAUAGAAAUCUUUCAGUACGUGCACAUCAUCUCCGGGGUGUUUUUCUACCUUAGCUCAGCAGUCAACCCAAUCCUGUACAACCUCAUGUCAACACGCUUUAGAGAAAUGUUCAAAGAGGUUAUGUGCCAUCGGCCACAUCACAUCACUCCCAGAAAACACUCGCUCAGUGUCACCCGGGUGACACUCCGCAGCACCCUGAGUGAUGUGCCGCUUAGCAACGGAGCUGCUGUUGUUGAAGUCGAGGCAGAAAUGGAGAUGUGAGAAUGAAAAAUUAAACCUGUUUUUCGUGUUAAAAACAUCAAGGGUAUGUGAAGGGUAUAUAUUGUAUUGUUGGUAGUAUGGCAUGGUGUUUCGAAAGACCAUGCCCAUGCAUCCAUCAACUAUCAUCGACAUCCACAUUAAACAGUAGCAUCAGCUAAAUACCUAAAAUAGUGGAAGAAGUGCAGAAAAAGCUGAAGCUGUCAGACUGGAGUUUAAGGCCCUGACACACCAACCCGACGCAUGCGCGAGACGUAAUACGUCUCCAUAACAGCAG
Molecule: messenger RNA, 1689 nt
Organism: Perca fluviatilis (European perch)
Lineage: Eukaryota; Metazoa; Chordata; Actinopteri; Perciformes; Percidae
Gene: nmur1a
Product: neuromedin U receptor 1a
Exons: 3
Coding region: 144-1415 (423 amino acids)
Biological process (GO): G protein-coupled receptor signaling pathway
Cellular component (GO): plasma membrane
Molecular function (GO): neuromedin U receptor activity
Source: RefSeq, a predicted model, not a curated record